GCUGGCCGAGAGAUGGCGCACCGCAGCCAAUCGCAAUGAAUCGCUCAUAGGGAAUGAGCAUAUCAACAUCAAAGAAUUGUUGUGCUGGUAUUUGUUGUGACAUAGUUUCCUUUCAUAAUUCUACCGAGUAGAAGAAAUGAUAAUAACCCCGAGUCUCAUGAUUUGUUGGAAAAUAACGGGUGACUGACUGUGCUGAGAAUGCUUGACUAAAACAGCAUCAAAAUGUCAGACAAAGACGGCGAAAAACAUGUGUUCUCAUACAUGGAUGGAAUCCCAGUCAAAAUUAGUGAGAAGUAUAAACCUCCUCGGAAAAUAGUAUUGCCAGUGGGAUUUCAAAAUCGUCUUCUUCAACCACCUGUGUGUCCCGACUAUGAUUUCCAGCUUGAACAUGAUGUGCUGGACAAAAUAGAACAAUGGCGCUCCUCAAGGUCUGCAGAGAAAGAGAUGCGAAAGCAACGCCUGGCUGAAGAAGAUGCUGAACGUAGCAAAAUGAGAGAAACUAUGCAGGAAAUUGAGAAAACAAUGCACGAAUUAUCAACUGAUGAGGGAUCUCCGCUGAAGAGCCAGCCACCUGAACUGCAGUCUGCUGCCCCAGCCCCCAUUGUGCUUCAACAUCCUGUCAAAGUGCAGCCCUCCGUACCAUCAAGUUGCACCCCAGUCAUUAAUGAAGUUAAUCCUAUUUUGAGACCUAUCCCCAUCAAGCAUCAAGUUGUUACUUCACAAAUGAAUAACAACAAGCCAAUUAGUGCCUUUAACUUAUCAGACUUUGAAGCUGACACCUCGAGUCCUUUUGACAAUAUGGAGUUGAAGACAAUAAAUGACCUAGAGGAGCUUGCACAAGUGCUACAGCCUUCUACAACUUCUCAGACCCAAGACUACUAUCUUAAUACCACACCAUCAGAGGAGCCUUAUGGAAAAGCUCACCAUCAGACUGUGAACUGUCAUGGGACAUCAAUGGAACAAUCUUAUAAUGUUCCUGGCAGUAAUAAUAUUCUAAAUGAUGCAAAGCAUGGCAUGCACUAUCAACCCCAUGUCAAUGGAUUUACGUCAAAUUAUGAUUACAAUAGUAUGCAAAGUUACCACCCUCAUCCUGUGAUACCGCAUCUCAACCAACAUAGUCAGGCAGCAGCCUACAAUUUUGCUGAAAGAGAGCGUAUGCCUCAACCAAGUGAUGUUUCGUUCUCCUAUGCCCAUCAAGAUCCGCAACAUCAGUUGGCAAGCUACUACGGAUCCAAUGCCUGGUCAUCUGCGGGCUAUCAGCCUCCAAGACAACCUUCCUUUAGUGCUGCAAUGGCCAGUGAAAAGAGGACUGUGUUGUCAAAUGUAGAAUCCUUUAAGUUAUUGUCAUCUUCAAUCGAUCAUUCAGAAGAGAGAUCACCUGAUGAGGGAACAGAGGCAUCAGUUAGUCAUGUGGCUCAGCAAUUGAGUGACCUUAUGAAAUCAAGGGCAUCAAGGUAUCAACAGAAGCCAUCUGAAGAAUCUACACCUGAAAAUAGUUCAUCAGUGCAGUCACCAUCUUCACCCAUGGAACCAGACCCAUUUGAGUCUCUUCAAUCAGAAAGCCAAUUUCUAGUUCGUAAGAUAGCAGAGAUGGGCUUUCCGAGAGCUCGAGUUGCAAGAGCAUGCCAAAACUUAGGCACAAAUGACAAAAAGAUUGUAGAGUUUCUUCUUUCCCUUGAGACUCUGCUGGAUGCUGGCUACCAAGAAGGUCGUGCUGAACAUGCUCUUUCCAUGCACAAUCAAGAUCUGGAGGCCACCAACAAAUAUCUUCAAGUAGAAUCCCAGCUCUUGGAUCUUGGCUUCCCGGCGGACCGUGUAUCUGAAGCGCUUGUAAAAUUUAAUUGUGAUAGAGACCAGGCUCUCGAAUUCCUCAUAUCUUAAAGUUCUUGCUUCACUUUGCAUUCCCAUGCUUUGUUUCUUCUUCAAACUGCCACAGAUAUUCACUCGUUUCAGUUCAUAUAUUACAUUAUUUUGUGAUUUAGCUUAAUAGUCAUUCAUUAAGGCUUAAGUUAUAAAAAAUCUUCUUUCUUCUUUUUUUUUAAUUUUUUUUUUUUAUUUUUAUUUUGGUAUAUUUUAAACUGAAGCUGUAACUUAUCCUUGUUUCACUGUGUGCAAGAGUUUUACUGAUCUAGCUAGAUGAGAACUCAAAAUGUUUGUCUCUUUAUAUUAAGUGUGAAAGAUUUACUGUAAUGCGAUAUUCAUGCUUUUUGUAGUUUUGCCUCUGAGAUUGGUUCGCACAUCUUGCUUUGUGAUUUAUGAUUAGAAAUGUGAGUGCACAUUUACAUCAUUCAUUUUGUAGAAUGUUAAAUUUCAAUUUCUCAUUUUGCCACUGUCUUUUCUGUAAAAAGUUAAUUGUUAACAAAAGUUUGUGUAAAAGACCAUUAGUACACUUGAAAAGACUGCUACAUUUUCCUGCAAGUUGGACAUGAAUCACAAUGUGUACUGUGGUUUUUAUGUAUUUGCUUGUUUGUGAUAUCACAGGUAGUUUUAAGCGUUUGUUAAAAUCUUUGUUAGCCAAGGGUUAUUAUUAGCACAGAGGGAAAAAUCUUUGAAGAAUGUUGUUCAAAAUUCUUCUGCCGGUUACUGAAGUUGAGACGAUCAUCAUUGUUGUAAACCUUUGUUUCCUCCCUCUCAUGGGCUUAUGUACUUGGUUUUAUUAUUAUUUCUAUAUUCCACUGGUUUGUCAUGCUAUUGAACCAAAAUAAGCUUCUUCCAGUUCUUAUUGCAAGGGGUGUUUCAAAAAAGGGAACUGCACUUUCAGAAUAGUAUCUUUUUUUCUUUUUUUUUAAUAUCUUGGAACUGUGAUGCCUCAUUUUGCCACUGGGUAUCAAAUAAUGCUCAAAGGGAUCCUUUUCAUUGAAGGUCAUAAGACAGCAUUUACUGCUUAAUUUGUGUCCAUUCUUCUUCUUGACCAUGCCAGUAUAUAGUCAAUUGGUAAGAAUGCAAGUCUGCAUAGUCUUAUGGUAGUCAUAGCUUAUAUAGACAAACCCUUGUUAUAUUUUAUGCAGCAGCUUAUGUUGAAGUUGUCAUUACUCUUUCAUAAUGAGAAUUUGCACUGAAGUGCAAAUUGCCUGUACAGUAAUUGUCUCAUACCAUUGUACCAAAGCUUUUUUUUUUUUUUUAAUCUCUAUCCUCAAUGCCAGAUUUAUUUGUUUGGUUGCUUGAACCAUUUUAAUGUAGAUUUCCUUAUCCAAUCAUUUCCAGCACCAGACCUAGCAUAAAUUUGUUGCUGGUUUCAUUUGACAUUCUUUCCUACUCGGCAGCUCUAGCAAAGUUUCAUUCAAACCAAAUUGAAUCAAGUUGCAAGUACUUGUAAAUCAAGGCUUGGAAUUUUUUAAUUUCUUUUUUCCACUUUUUCAAGUUUAUACAUCAAGCAAGUGUUUCUGAGUAAGAACUUCUGUUUCUGUCAUCAUUUAAGUGAAGUCUGUAUUUGUAAUAUUUAUAUUUUGUAAGCAGCUUAAAUGGGAAUAAUUAUUGUAAGUAC
Thrips palmi is the source of this 3484-nucleotide messenger RNA. RefSeq names its product ubiquitin-associated protein 1. The transcript is spliced from 6 exons. The coding region runs from base 223 to 1881 and encodes 552 amino acids. Gene Ontology annotation, biological process: ubiquitin-dependent protein catabolic process via the multivesicular body sorting pathway. Gene Ontology annotation, molecular function: ubiquitin binding. Gene Ontology annotation, cellular component: ESCRT I complex. Lineage: Eukaryota; Metazoa; Arthropoda; Insecta; Thysanoptera; Thripidae. The record is from RefSeq and is a predicted model, not a curated record.